Prunus armeniaca (apricot) is the source of this 3774-nucleotide messenger RNA. The record is from the annotation of a GenBank genome assembly. Lineage: Eukaryota; Viridiplantae; Streptophyta; Magnoliopsida; Rosales; Rosaceae.
AUGGUUAAGACAAUUCAAUUGUAUGGAUUUUCCUCCAGCGAGUCUCCAGCAGCAGUGACAGAAUUUCUGGAGGCAUAUACUGGAAAAGGAACUGUUCAUGCUAUAAAUGUUCUUCCUCCCAAAGAUGGAAAAUCAAGAACACUUGCCAUAGUUCAGUUCACAGAUGCAAAAUUUGCUGGUAUCAUAAUUCCAUUAGCCGAUGCUCGAAGCCUGUGGUACAAUAAAUCUUAUCUGAAAGCUAGAAAAGCGAAGUUUGACAUGGUGCCCAACUCAGAAAUCUUUGAGCACUGCACGGAACUUGUACAACUUCACUUGGGAUGCCAGAUUUCUGAGGAACAGUUUUCUGUGCUUUGGGCAAGAUCGGAUGUUUUGGUGAAAUUUGGGGUGGGACUUAAGAACAUCUACUUGUUCUUCUCUUAUGAUUCGGUUGAUUACAAGCUUGAGAUCACCUCUGAAAAUGUUAGCCAGAUUGAGCUAUAUCAUCCACGCGGUCAACUUACAAAGUUUCUUAUCAUCCAGUUAAUUGGUGCUCCUCUGAUUUUUAAGAAAGCUUCCAGAAGGCAGUGGGUUCGAGGAGUUGAUUUCACUCCUACAUGCUACAUUGGGCAAUCUUCUGCUGUAUGUUUGGAGCUUCCACCAAGUUGUGAGCUUCCGAAUCUAUGCAGUAGUUUUGUUCAUUAUAAAGAAAACGAAGGACCGUUCGUUCUGGAGAGAGCUACAAAAUUGAAGCUUCAAAUCUUUGAGCAUAGCAUGGAACUUGUCAAGCUGCACUUGGGAUGCCUGAUUUCUGAGGGACAGUUUUCUGUGCUUUGGACAGCAUUGGAUGUUUCAGUGAAAUUCGGGAAGGAAUUUAAAAAUAUCUACUUAUUGUUAUCUCUUGAUGCUGUUGAAUACAAGCUCGAGAUCUCCUCUGAAAGUAUUCGCCAGAUUGAGUUACAUCAUCCACGUGGCGAACUUCCAAACUUUCUUCUAAUCCAGUUACUUGGUGCCCCUCGGAUUUUCAAGAAAGCUUCUCAAAAUGGCUGGGUUCGAGAAGUUGAUUUCACUCCUUCACGCUGCAUUGGGCAAUCUUCUGCUGUAUGUUUGGAGCUUCCACCUACUUGUGAGCUUCCAAAUCUACGCAAGAGUUUUGCUCAUUAUAAAGAAAAUGAAGGGCGGUUGGUUCCGAAGAGCGGCAACACUUUCUCCUGUACUUCAGAUCUGGUUCCUAUCGUGGGUCCACCCUUUGGCAUUAACUUGCCAUACAAAAUCCUUUUUAAGAUCAAUUCCUUGGUUCAGCAUGGAUGUGUUCCUGGGCAAGCACUUGAUGUCAAUUUUUAUGAGCUAGUGGAUCCUAGCAUAAUAAAAACUGAAUAUAUAGAGUGUGCCCUGGACAAGCUGUUUCGGUUAAAAGGGUGCUGCUAUGAGCCUGUGAGUUGGCUUACUGAGCGGUACAAAGAGUACAUGGCAUGCAAGCGAAUUCCUCAGUCACCAGCUAUUUCUUUAGAUGAUGGGAUGGUGUAUGUGCACAGAGUUCAAGUAACACCAUCUAAAGUUUACUUCUGUGGUCCAGAGGCAAAUAUAUCCAAUCGUGUUUUACGAAAUUAUCCUGAAGAUGUUGAUAAUUUCCUUCGUGUUUCUUUCGUGGAUGAGGACAUGAGUAAGAUGCGUUCAGGAGAUUUAUGUCCACGGACAAAUUCUACAACUUCUACAGAAGAGGAAAGGAGAACUGGAGUUUAUGAAAGAAUACUUUCUACUCUAAGAAAUGGCAUAGUCAUUGGUGAAAAGAAGUUUGAGUUUCUUGCCCAUUCGUCGAGUCAAUUACGAGAGCAUUCGGUGUGGAUGUUUGCAUCUAGAAGUGAGUUGACUGCACAAGACAUCAGAAAUUGGAUGGGUGAUUUUAGUGACAUAAAAAAUGCAGCAAAACAUGCUGCCAGGUUGGGUCAGGCUUUCAGCUCUUCAAGGGAGACUUUUGAUGUUGGUGAGGAUGAAAUUGAAUUCAUUCCUGAUGUAAAAACAGAAAGAGGUGGAGUUAAAUAUUGUUUUUCUGAUGGAAUUGGGAAGAUAUCUGAGGAGUUUGCUGGAAGAGUGACAAGCAAGUGCGGCAAAAGUACUACUCCAUCUGCCUUUCAAAUUCGACUUGGUGGCUAUAAAGGUGUUGUGGCAGUUGAUCCUACAUUGUCAAAGAAGUUGGCACUGCGAGAUAGCAUGUGCAAGUACCAAUCCAACAACACAAAACUAGAUGUUCUGGCAUGGAGCAGGUACCAACCUUGUUUCCUUAAUCGUCAACUGAUCACCCUUUUGUCCACCCUCGGAGUCCCCGAUCAUGUUUUCAUGAAAAAGCAAAACGAGGCUUUGAAACAAUUGGAAGGUGUUUUGACUGACCCAUCAAGAGCACUGGAAGCACUUGAAAUGAUAUUCCAAGGAGAGGUCACCAACGUUUUAAAGGAAAUGCUUGCGUGUGGUUACGAGCCAGAUGCAGAACCAUUUAUGUCAUUGAUGCUACAAGCAUUCUGUGCAUCCAAGCUUGUGGAGUUGCGGACCAAGACGAGGAUAUUUGUUCCAAAUGGAAGAUCCUUGAUGGGAUGCCUAGAUGAAACCGGGACAUUGGAAUAUGGUGAGGUAUUUGUGCAGUGUUCUCGACGUGCCGUCUUCGGUGGCAAUAGCAAUAGCAGCGCUACUUCAAGCGAAGACAAUUUCAUUGUUGAGGAAAACGUAGUGGUUGCUAAAAACCCCUGUUUACAUCCAGGAGAUGUUCGUGUUCUUAGGGCUGUGAACGUGCCGGCCUUGCACCACAUGGUGGAUUGUGUAGUCUUCCCUCAAAAAGGAAACCGGCCUCAUCCGAAUGAAUGCUCUGGAAGUGACUUGGACGGAGAUUGUUACUUUGUCAGUUGGGACCCUGAUCUAAUUCCUCCUUGGCAAGUUCGACCUAUGAAUUAUACCCCAGCACCAACUAUUGAAUUGGAUCAUGAUGUGACAAUGGAGGAGGUUACAGAGUCAUUUACCAACUACAUAGUGAACGACAACUUGGGGAUCAUUUGUAAUGCACAUACUGUCUUUGCAGACACAGAGCGACAGAAGGCUACCAGUGCUCCAUGUAUCAAGCUCGCCGAGCUCAGCUCGCAUGCUGUUGACUCUCCGAAAACUGGUGUGGUAGUGGAAGUGCCACGCUGUCUACGUAUCCACAAAUACCCAGAUUUCAUGGAGAAGGUUGACAAACCCACCUACGAGUCAAAACGUGUUAUUGGGAGGCUUUUCCGACAGGUGAAACAUGUUGAGCUUGCAUCAGAUUCACCUUCAAACUCAGGCUUAAUUAAAUCCUUCACCAUGGAAGUUGCUAUGAAGUUUUAUGACCCUGAUAUGGUGGUAGAUGGAUUUGAAGACUACGUCAAAGAUGCCAUCAAUUACAAAAAUGAGUAUGACUACAAGCUGGGAAACCUGAUGGAUUACUACGGCUACAAAACUGAAGCCGAAAUACUAAGUGGGAGCAUCACUGCAGUAUCAAAAAAUUUCAACAGGGGAAAAGACUUGGAGUCGAUUCAUUACGCUAUAAAGGCACUGAGAAAGGAAGCUAGGACCUGGUUUGAUGAGAAGCUGGGAAUGCAGUCGGAUAUGAAGCCUGAUAUCAAUGAUGUAGAAUCAGCAAAAGCAUCAGCUUGGUACCAUGUUACAUAUUAUCCUGAUUACUGGGGUCGCUGCAACAAGGGAAUGGAAAGAGAUCAUUUCCUGAGCUUUCCAUGGUGUGUGUUUGACAAGCUCAUCCAGAUCAAGAGGAGAAACUCUUCACUUAAGUAA